AAGGGCCAUAAAACACCAACGAAAGAUACGUCCAGCCUUCCGGAAAACGGCAGGAGCGACCAGCUGCGUUGUUUUGCUGCUGAGACAACUAGCUAGCUAGCUAGCCAUCCAUCGAUCGGUGCUAGCAAACAAACAACUAAACUGAAUAUGGCUGGAACUUCAUCAGUAGCUGGUGAAGUAUUUGUCGAUGCCCUACCGUAUUUUGACCAGGGUUAUGAUGCAACGGGCGUUAGAGAGGCGGCUGCAGCCUUGGUAGAGGAGGAGACUCGCCGAUACAGACCCACCAAGAACUACCUCAGUUAUAUGCCAACACCUGAUUUCACUACAUUUGAAACUGAAAUCAUGAGGAAUGAGUUUGAGAGGCUAGCAGCCCGGCAGCCCCUGGAACUUCUCAGCAUGAAGAGAUAUGAGCUUCCAGCUCCAUCAUCAGGGCAGAAGAAUGACAUCACUGCAUGGCAGGAGAGUGUGAACAACUCCAUGGCUCAGCUGGAGCAUCAAGCAGUGCGCAUUGAGAACCUGGAACUUAUGGCACACUACGGUACCAAUGCAUGGAAGGUCUACAAUGAUAACCUGGCCUUUAUGAUUGAAUUGGCUCAAAAAGAACUACAGAAAUGUAGAAAGCAGAUUCAGGACUUGAACUGGCAACGGAAGAAUGAUCAGCUUGCAGGCGGGGCCAAGCUGAGAGAGCUGGAGUCAAAUUGGGUGUCCCUCGUAAGUAAGAACUAUGAGAUUGAACGUGCCAUCGUCCAGUUGGAGAAUGAAGUUGGACAGCUCAAACAGCAGCGUGGUGACGAGAACAAGGAAAACAUUCGACAGGACUUCUAGAAACAGAACCUUGCAGAAGAGACAUUUUACAAGAAAGGAAAUGUUGAGCUUGCAGCUGAGAACAACGAAAACCAA
Messenger RNA from Salmo salar (Atlantic salmon), 900 nucleotides. Its product is annotated as BCAS2 pre-mRNA processing factor. Gene Ontology annotation, biological process: mRNA processing. The record is from RefSeq and is a predicted model, not a curated record. Lineage: Eukaryota; Metazoa; Chordata; Actinopteri; Salmoniformes; Salmonidae. Gene Ontology annotation, cellular component: catalytic step 2 spliceosome; Prp19 complex; precatalytic spliceosome.